Molecule: messenger RNA, 3405 nt
Organism: Tetrahymena thermophila SB210
Lineage: Eukaryota; Ciliophora; Oligohymenophorea; Hymenostomatida; Tetrahymenidae
Product: DNA mismatch repair MutS family ATPase domain protein
Exons: 7
Biological process (GO): mismatch repair
Cellular component (GO): nucleus; MutSalpha complex
Molecular function (GO): ATP-dependent DNA damage sensor activity; ATP binding; mismatched DNA binding
Source: RefSeq, a predicted model, not a curated record
AUGCAAAUCAACUUGAAAGCAAAAGAGUUUAGUACACUCGAUGAAGAUUCAUCGUCAGAUGAUGAUUAAGAAUUCGUCAAAAGAAUAUUAGGAUAAACUUCUAAAAAUGAAAAUAAAUCAGACAUUAAUACUAAUCCGAUUUAAAGCAAUGCUCAAAUAGGACAAAAAUAGUAAAGCAAUCUAAAAUAAAAUGUAGCUAAUAGUUACGAAAAUUAAUUCAAGGGAUUGAAUGGGUUAUAUUAAAAUAAUUCACCUCAAUAAAAGCUUCAGCCAUAAGCUAAGACUUCAUCAAAUAAUCUCUCAGGAAUCAACAAAUCUUUAUUAAAUAAAAGUAAAAAGUCUACUUUAAAUUAAAGUGAUGAUGAAGCUGAAUAAAUGAACAUCGAAGAAGACUAAAAUAGCGUUUAGACAAACCAAAAUGAUUUUUUAAACUAAUUCUAGAUGCAAUCAAAACAAACUACUUUUAAGAACUCAACUUCAAGAUAAAGCAAAUAGUAUAGUGGAGAUAAUUAAAAAGGCAGCUUAUCAAUACCUAAUAAAGAGGAGGAAUAGUUAAAUUAAAUCCCAAAAUUUGCUUAACAAAGGUAUCGUAAAGAUUCCAGAUAAAUUCCAUUUGGGAAUCCAUAAUAUGACCCAACAACUUUGUAUAUUCCACCCUAAGAAUUUAGUAAACUCACAAGUGCGAUGAAAUAGUAUUGGUAAAUAAAAGCAAAGCAUUUUGACAAAAUCAUCUUAUUCAAGAUGGGAAAAUUUUAUGAACUCUUUUAUGAAGAUGCUAUAAUUGCAACUAGACUUUUAGAUAUCACUUUUACAAACAAAGAAUUGCAUUGUGGUUUCCCUGAGAAGGCAUUGGAAAAAUUUGCUUCAAAGCUUGUUCAAUUCGGAUACAAAGUAGUUGUAGUAGAGUAAACUUCUAAAAAGACGACUACAGGUAUAGUAGACAGAGACAUUACAUAAAUCAUUACAAAAGGUACAAUUAACUUCACUUUUGAAGAGUAAAAUCACGAUCCUAAGUAUCUCCUUGUUAUCAGAUAAAAAACAAACUAAGAGUUCGGUAUAAUUGUUUAUGAAUCUUUUACUAGCAAAAUUCAAGUCGGCCUACUGUAAGACGACAAAACAUAGACAAGACUAAAAUCAUUUUUAUGUGUUACUAAACCUUAAGAAAUAGUUUAUGAUCCAGGAAAUAUAACAUCAGACAUUCUUAAAAUAUUGAAAAGUUAAUAUUUUUAGUCUGUUAUGAGUCCCAUGAGAGAUAACAAAGACUAAUGGAGUACUCAGCUUGCAACCUUUUAUAUUGAGAAGCAAUUUGGAAGCGAAGUGCAAAAAUACCCUCAAGAACUUAGAGAUAUUAGAACUAAUGACGAAAUUAGGGGCUAAGUUAUUAAUUUAAAAUAUGCUGCGCUUGCAGGAUUUUUUUCAUAUAUGGAUUCUACUCUCCAGUUAGAAAGUAUUCUUAAUUCCUCAGAAUACGUUGAAUGCGAUUUCGAUAAUAAAUAAUUUUCACAAAGAAUGAUCUUAGACAGCCAAGCACUUCAGCACUUAGAAAUAUUUGAAAACUCUUAAACUGCUUUAACAACAACUUUUUAAUAAGUUGACUAAAAGAAAGGAACACUUUUGAAUUACCUUGACUACACUAAAACGCCAUAUGGUAAAAGAAUGUUAAAAAAAUGGGUUUGCUCUCCAUUGAUUGACAUUUCAGCUAUAAAUGAUCGUUACGAUGCUAUUGAAGAUAUUUAAAACAAUCUUGCGAUGAAAGAUAAGUUUUAAUAUGGAAUAGCUAGAUACGCAGAUAUUGAGCGUCUUUGCUCUUCUAUUUACAGAUAUAGCGUUAAAUAAAAACAUGCUGAGAAAGCUGUAAUGUAUGAAAAUAUUUCCAGUGCAAGAUUGAAAGAAUUUAAAAAUUUAAUUAAUUCAAUGAAAGAGAUCGAAAAACUUAUUGAAGAAACAUUUAUGGUUAACCAAGAAAAUUUUAAGAGUUAAAGACUCAAACGUUUAUGUACUUAUAGACUGAAAGGUGAUCCAAAACUUUCUGGAGAUUUACCUAAAGUCAGUAGCUUUAUAAAAGUUCUUGAGGACAUUAUUGUCUUAGACUCUAAAGAAAAAAUAGCAGGAAAGUAUAUAGAAUAACCAGUACCAAAGGAUGGGUUUUGCUAAGAAUAUGAUAGCAUCAGACUUCAGAUUAAAGCUUAUUAAGAUGAACUUGAUUAAUAUUUAGAACAAUUAAAAGUAAAAUUCAAAACAAAUGAUAUUUCAUAUGCAUUUCUGAAUAAUAGAUAAUAUGAUAUUUAAGUCAACAAAACUCUUUUUGAUAAAAUAUAAAAACCUGCUGAUUUCUCUCUAUAAAGCCAUUCUGGGUCGUUUCAGAGAUUUACUAGCAGAUUUACAUCUGAAAAAGUUGCAUUCAUUGAGGAGUUGGAGGAAUAACUUAAAGAAAUUUUAUCAAACUUCUGUGUAACUGUGUUUAGAGAGUUCUAUAAAAAGAAGCAUGUUUGGGAUAAAUUUGUAAGUAUAGUAGCUGAACUGGAUUGCUUAAUAAGCAUAAGCCAUGCUUGCUUUACAAUGGCUGAUGGUGUUAUGUGCAGACCUGUCAUAAAGUUUGCAAAAAAUUAAAAAGAAACCUUUUUCUAUUUAAAAUAAGGAAGAAACCCUAAUCUAAUUUAAUUGGAUUUAAAAUAAGUUCCAAAUGAUAUCAUUCUAGGAAACAUUGCAGGAAUGAAUGCUUAGCCUAAUAUUAUGAUUUUAACAGGUCCAAAUAUGGGUGGUAAAUCAACAACUUUAAGGUUGUUCUGUUUAUCUGCUAUUUUAGCUUAAAUAGGUUGUUAUGUUCCUGCAGAGUAAUGCGAAUUUAGUUUAGUGGACAGAAUUUUCACAAGAAUUGGUGCUGGUGAUAAAUUGAUAGAAGGAAAAAGUACAUUUUAUAUAGAAAUGGAAGAAGUUAAAAAUUCAAUUAUGUAUGGUACUUACAACAGUAUUGCAAUAUUUGAUGAAUUAGGAAGAGGAACUUCCACAUUUGAUGGUGUAGCUAUUGCUUUUGGAAUUCUUAAAUAUUUUAUUGAAAAAAUUUAAAGUAGAUGCAUAUUUGCUACCCAUUUUUUCCUUUUGAUAAAUGAAUUAAGAUUUUAUAAAGAAAUAUCCUUUUAUCAUAUGGAAUACUAUUACGAUAACAAAUCUAAAAAGCUCAUAUUUAAAUACAAACUUAAAUAAGGCAACGCAGAAAGCAGCUUUGGUAUAGAUUUAGCAAAGAUAGUCGGUAUAGAAUAAUCUGUACUUAAUUUAGCCUAAAAGAAGUAACUAGAAUUCGAAAACAGCUUAGAGUAUGCAGAAGUAGAAAAGUAAUAAACUAUAAAAUAGUUUAAUGGGCUCAUUUCUAAGCUAUUUACCUAUGAAAAAGAUAGAAUAUAAUGA